This is a messenger RNA of Gloeophyllum trabeum ATCC 11539, 264 nucleotides long. Its product is annotated as U6 snRNA-associated Sm-like protein LSm2. Lineage: Eukaryota; Fungi; Basidiomycota; Agaricomycetes; Gloeophyllales; Gloeophyllaceae. The transcript is spliced from 3 exons. The annotation marks the transcript as partial. The record is from RefSeq and is a predicted model, not a curated record. Gene Ontology annotation, cellular component: catalytic step 2 spliceosome; precatalytic spliceosome; Lsm1-7-Pat1 complex. Gene Ontology annotation, molecular function: RNA binding. Gene Ontology annotation, biological process: mRNA splicing, via spliceosome.
CUCAUUUUCUCGGUGUUCAAGACCCUCACGGACCAGCGCGUCACGGUCGAGCUCAAGAACGAUCUGUCCAUCACCGGGACACUCAAAUCGGUGGACCAGUUCUUGAAUAUCCGUCUGGAUAACAUAAAAGUGCUGGACGAGGCGCGGUAUCCGCACAUGAUGGCGGUGCGUAACUGCUUCAUCCGGGGAUCGGUGGUGCGGUACGUCCAGAUACCCGCGGAGCAUGUGGACGUGCAGCUGCUGGAGGACGCUACCAGGCGUGGU